Molecule: messenger RNA, 6915 nt
Organism: Erinaceus europaeus (western European hedgehog)
Lineage: Eukaryota; Metazoa; Chordata; Mammalia; Eulipotyphla; Erinaceidae
Gene: TRIM2
Product: tripartite motif containing 2
Exons: 12
Coding region: 367-2601 (744 amino acids)
Biological process (GO): negative regulation of translation; proteasome-mediated ubiquitin-dependent protein catabolic process; protein polyubiquitination
Molecular function (GO): zinc ion binding; ubiquitin protein ligase activity; protein binding
Source: RefSeq, a predicted model, not a curated record
CCUCCGAGACCCGCCUCUGCUCCCCAGUCAGGCGAUGCGGCAAGGUCCGGGACCCGGGGUGCAUGGAUCGCGGACCGCCCUGCGCCCGAGUCCGAGCGCGCACCGGCCAUGAGCCAGCCCGCUGCCGGGGGGCCCCGAGGACGCCGAGCCCAGGCCCCGCCGAGCCCGGCCGAGGGGCAGCCUGCCCUGCGCGCCCAGGUCCCCGCGGGCCACUGAGCUCCGGUCCCCCACAACGGAGGGGCAGGAUACACCCCGGCCUUGGGGUCCCGGAGCCCCGCGGCCUCCUCCCGGGACGCAGCCAGACGCUGUCUCGCACAGCCACGUGCACGGUCCAAGACAGCCGGCCGCCCAUGUCAGUGGUCUAGGAUGGCCAGUGAAGCCUCCAACAUCCCAAGUCCUGUUGUACGCCAGAUUGACAAGCAGUUUCUGAUCUGCAGUAUAUGCCUGGAACGGUACAAGAACCCCAAGGUCCUCCCCUGCCUGCACACUUUCUGCGAGAGGUGCCUGCAGAACUAUAUCCCCGCCCACAGUUUAACCCUCUCCUGCCCCGUGUGCCGCCAAACCUCCAUCCUGCCCGAGAAGGGGGUGGCCGCGCUGCAGAACAACUUCUUCAUCACGAACCUGAUGGACGUGCUGCAGCGGACGCCAGGCAGCAACGUCGAGGAGUCCUCCAUCCUGGAGACUGUCACGGCGGUGGCCGCGGGGAAGCCCCUCUCCUGCCCCAACCACGAUGGGAAUGUGAUGGACUUUUACUGCCAGUCUUGCGAGACGGCCAUGUGUCGCGAGUGCACUGAGGGGGAGCACGCAGAGCACCCCACCGUCCCGCUCAAGGACGUAGUGGAGCAGCACAAGGCCUCGCUCCAGGUGCAGCUGGACGCCGUCAACAAAAGGCUGCCAGAAAUAGAUUCUGCUCUUCAGUUCAUCUCGGAAAUCAUCCACCAGUUAACCAGCCAGAAGGCCAGCAUCGUAGAAGACAUCCACUCCACCUUUGACGAGCUGCAGAAGACCUUAAACGUCCGCAAGAGCGUGCUGCUUAUGGAACUGGAGGUCAACUAUGGCCUCAAACACAAAGUGCUGCAGUCGCAGCUGGACACGCUGCUGCAGGGCCAGGAGAGCAUCAAGAGCUGCAGCAACUUCACGGCGCAGGCGCUGCACCACGGCACCGAGACCGAGGUGCUGCUGGUGAAGAAGCAGAUGAGCGAGAAGCUCACGGAGCUGGCCGACCGCGACUUCCCGCUGCAGCCGCGGGAGAACGACCAGCUGGACUUCCUGGUGGAGACCGAGGGGCUCAAGAAGUCCAUCCACAACCUGGGCACCAUCCUGACCACCAACGCCGUGGCCUCCGAGACGGUGGCCACGGGCGAGGGGCUGCGGCAGACCAUCAUCGGGCAGCCCAUGUCGGUGACCAUCACGACCAAGGACAAGGACGGCGAGCUGUGCAAGACGGGCAACGCCUACCUCACGGCCGAGCUGAGCACCCCCGACGGCAGCGUGGCGGACGGCGAGAUCCUGGACAACAAGAACGGCACCUACGAGUUCCUCUACACCGUGCAGAAGGAGGGCGACUUCACGCUGUCGCUGCGCCUCCACGACCAGCACAUCCGGGGCAGCCCCUUCAAGCUCAAGGUCAUCCGCUCGGCCGACGUGUCGCCCACCACCGAGGGCGUCAAGCGGCGAGUCAAGUCCCCGGGCAGCGGCCACGUCAAGCAGAAGGCGGUGAAGCGGCCCGCCAGCAUGUACAGCACCGGCAAGCGGAAAGAGAACCCCAUCGAGGACGACCUCAUCUUCCGAGUGGGUACCAAAGGAAGAAACAAAGGAGAAUUUACAAAUCUUCAAGGGGUAGCAGCUUCUACAAGUGGGAAGAUACUGAUCGCAGACAGCAACAACCAGUGUGUUCAGAUAUUUUCCAACGACGGACAGUUCAAAAGUCGCUUUGGCAUCCGUGGGCGCUCUCCCGGGCAGCUGCAGCGGCCCACAGGGGUGGCUGUGCAUCCCAGUGGGGACAUAAUCAUUGCAGACUAUGACAACAAGUGGGUUAGCAUUUUCUCCUCUGACGGGAAGUUUAAGACAAAAAUUGGAUCAGGCAAGUUGAUGGGGCCGAAAGGCGUCUCUGUGGAUCGCAACGGGCACAUCAUCGUGGUGGACAACAAGGCCUGCUGCGUCUUCAUCUUCCAGCCCAAUGGCAAGAUAGUCACCAGGUUUGGUAGCCGAGGAAAUGGGGACAGGCAGUUUGCAGGUCCCCAUUUUGCAGCUGUAAAUAGCAAUAAUGAGAUUAUUGUUACAGAUUUCCAUAAUCAUUCUGUCAAGGUGUUUAAUCAGGAAGGAGAAUUCAUGCUGAAGUUCGGCUCUAACGGAGAAGGAAAUGGGCAGUUCAACGCUCCCACGGGCGUGGCGGUGGACUCCAAUGGGAACAUCAUUGUAGCAGACUGGGGAAACAGCAGGAUCCAGGUUUUUGAUGGAAGCGGAUCAUUUUUGUCCUACAUUAACACCUCUGCUGACCCGCUCUAUGGCCCCCAAGGCCUAGCACUGACCUUGGAUGGCCAUGUUGUGGUGGCAGACUCUGGCAACCACUGUUUCAAGGUUUACCGGUAUUUGCAGUGACUACGGGCAGUCAGAUGCCCCUUUACAAAGGUCUUGCACCAUAGACUGGAAUGGACUUCUCCUUGUGGGACUAGACUAUACUUGACUUUCUACACUAGAAGGAGUCAUCAUUGGUUGUUUCUGAAUGUAAGAGUUUUCUUAAAAACUGCAUAUCUGAUUUGCCUAAAGGAAGCUCACCUUUAGGGUUCAGAAAAAAGGAAAAGGAAAAAAAAAAGGAAUCCCUUCUACUGAAUCUAUUUAAAAAAUGCAAAAUUUUACACCUGUGAACUAGGGCUUAUAGGACAGGGAUUUACGUGGUUAAACCAAUUUUGCAAAUCAAGCAGGCAUUGAAGAAAAAAAAAACCACUCUAGAAUAUCUAAUGAUAUUUGUUAAUCCUGUGAAUGGUAGUUUUUGCUCACAGCUUCCCCAAACCACCCUCAUAUACUUUCUCUCUCUCUCUCUCUGGUAAUUAAUUAUUUUAACCUCAAUUUAUCCUGAGGACCUUUGAACCUCAAUUUUACAGUAACUUUUACUCUUGUGACUCUUUUGGUUAUCAAGAACUACAUGUAAAUCACUUUAGGAGAAGGUAAGACUAUCCUCCCAGCUGUGAUUAGCAGGUAUGUUGAGUUCAGCAAUGGAGAAUCAAUGCAAGUUUCCCAUCCUUCUGGGUUAGAUCUCAGGCACCUUUUUUUUUUUUCCCUUCAUCUUCUUUUCUCCUCUCUUCUUGCUCAUUUUUAUAUCAAACAACAAAUUCCACUUCCAGGGAGACAUGAAAUACCUAAUGCUUGGGAGAGCAUAUUACAAUAAAAUACUAACUUUCUUUUUUUUUUUUGUCAAGUGACAGCCCAUGAACUCCAGAUUAAACACACUGGAAUGUAACCAAGAAGGCGUUAGUCAUGUUUUUUAUGUGCCAUGCUCUCACAUGUGUCUCUCUUCUUCCACUUCAUGAAAGCGAAAGCUUUACCUCCUGCAAAAUGUCAGCACAUGUAGAAGGACACCAGUAUCCUAGGACAGAGAGCCAUGAGUAGCCCUUUGGAGCAAGUUGGUGUCAACCAAAGGCAUGUGGUUGGUGAAUGGUUUCCUCUUAGAAAGCAAGUGUUACCAAAGCUGUGUUAUCUCAAAAGCAUUACAGAUAAGGGCAUGUAACGGUUAUUUGUCAUUGUCUAAUGAAUGGUAGAGGAUUAAAGUACUAUGUAUACUUGACUAGGGUAAGGUAGGAUGUAUCAUAUAUACAUAUAUAUACAUAUAUAUAUAUAUUUAGCUGAAUAUAGAUGUAUUGAAAUAGGCAGCACUUGGAAAGACAGAAGCUUCGUCCAAUUUUUCUUCAGCACAUUCCUUUACUGCGCAAUAAAGCUAUCCAGCUAGGGCAAGCCCGAAAGCAAGUUUUAGUUGCCGCCAUUUUGCAGGCAGGAUGGUCGUGGCUGACAGUUAGUCAGAAAAUGGCCUCUUUAGCUUUCAAAGACAGGUUAGAAGUUGAAUGUACAUCACAUUUCAUUUAAACUAAGCCUAAGGAGAAUCUAAGCUUUUGAAGAAAGAAAAUAUUGAAGAGUAACUUCCUCAAGCGGUCUGGAUACUGUACCAUAAGAAGUGGUCUGUUUCUACUCUGAUUUCCUACUCAGUUUCUCAGUUCUACCAAAUAGGAGGUUAUGUUUGGGGGUUUCAGCGGUAUCUUGGGGGUUGUUUUCCCCACAGAAAGUACCUUAGGGUUCUACUGUGAGUAAACACUUCCCAUGUGUAUGAUUACUUGACUGUGAUGGGUAUGACCUAUUAAUUUAUGAUUUAGUCAUUCUCUUAGAUGGGACUUUUUAAAAUUGAGAAGGGAAGUCUAGCUGUUUCCAAUUUCCUGUCAAGUUUAUAAUUAUAGUCUAUAUCAACCUCUGGAAAAAAAUAUUCAGGAAGAUUGAUAUUUAGGCUUAGUCUUUUUUUUUUAAUAUAUAUAUUUCUUAAUAUUUUCAAAACGUCUGGACCUGUCUAAACUUGUAAAAUUUAAUAACAGCUUUUUAGAAUGUUAAACUAAGACAGUUUGCUAACAUUAGCAAACAGUCUCAGAAUUUACCCAUCCAUGUUUAAUGAGUGCCUACCAGAUGCCAGGCACAGUAUAGAGCUGAGAAUAAAAAUUUAACCUUCUUGGAGUUAAUGUUUUGGGGAGCAGGGAAGUGACUUUGCUGUUUACUGCAUAAAAGAUAAGCAAGACUCUGGAUUGUUCCUAGAUUAUCGCAGAGAAAACUUUUAAAGAUAGGUGAAUUUUUAUUUCUAUUCAUCAAUAAAAUGGCCUCCUAUUUGGAUCCCUUUACAAGCUACUGAUCUUAAGACUAGUUCACCUAGUCUUUCUUUUUGCACAUUUAAAUUAUAUUUGUGAAUUUACAAUUUUAACCAGUCACCAUUUCCUGUUGGGCUGGAUAUCUCAUUAGAAAAUUGAAUACAAACAAAGCUAGUUUCUUUCAAGUGUCAAUCAAUGUUGGUACAAACUGGAAUGAGAGAAUAGAUCCACCUUUGUUACUAAGACACAUGCUGUGGGCAAACCUUUUACUUUCCCCACACAGAAAAAUUAUAAGAUGAUGAAUGUUAGUUAACGUAUAGAUAACACUUCCCAUUGGGAUACAUAUGUGCAUUGACUGUGUAUUUCUUGGUGAGCAUAUUUUUGGGGGAGGGGAAGAAAUGCUGGUGAUGAGAUAUGACUAGGCAAGAUUCACACGAACCUUUUGUCACGUUUGGUGGAAGAUGGUUUCUGAUCAACGGAGAAGGGUAUUAAAAAAUAAGUGACUUUUUUUUUUCUGAGCUACCAUUAUUGUUGGAGUCCCCUUUGUCAAGUGUACAGAACCUGUCAGACAUUCAUGAUAAGUAGCACUGGAAACUCACCCAUUCAAAUUUCCUCUGGGCACUUAAGGCAGAAAUCAUGCCAGUUAGAAUGUAAAGGUCAGUGACGAGACAUUCUCUCCGAAUACACAUCUCCCCUGCUGGACACGGGGAGGGAGAGCGUCACUCAGCCAUUCGGAAACACAUGGAUGAAAACCCUUUAUGACUGUUCAUUAUUUAGCCUUUUGAUCAAAUGUUAGCUUCCCCGGUUUCCUUCUCUUAGUUUGCUCUCUGACUAGCUUUUGAGACAGAGAAAUACUGCACAGCCAUGCAACUGGAGCACUUGCUUCUGUUAAAUGUACAGGGUAUAAAUGUCCUAACUCGGAGUGAACUGGAAUAGCAGUGCACUGGCAAUUAUCUCUGGAUCCUUAAGAUAUGAAGGGUUCGAGUAAAUAUUUGAUUCAUGCCUACUGGAUUAAUUGGAGAAAAUAGCAAAUAAACAUCAGCUAAAUCAGAUUGCUUCAAAUGGAAAGAUUUUCUUGUACAUGUGGACUAUAUGGUACCCUCUCCGUUCACCAGCUUCUAGAAAAGGGAGGAUUAUUUUUCUUUUAGUGACUUUAAAACAAGACAUUUCCAGGUAGGAUAAAAAAAAAAAAGGAAAAGCUAUUUGCUACAAACUUCAUCCAAUUUUGCUUAAACCUGAAAGUCGUAAUAUUGUUGCAUUCUAUAAAUGUUGCAGGGUUUUAAACUUAGGAUUAUUUUAAUAUUUUUGAUAACUAGGAAUCUAGUAUUGCCAUAAAGGAAACUAAGUGCCCAUUAAAGAUUUUUUUGGUAUAAAUAAAUAACUUUUUUUGUUUAUUUUAAAUGACAGUAAGCUACAAAUCAUGAUGUUAAUCUUUAAAAUCUUUCUGGAGAUGAACUGUGUGGCAGUGAUUGUGUGGUCUGUUUGUGGAGAAUGUAUGAAAGCUAUUAAUAUUCUAAACUAGAUUAAUAAGUUGGCUAUGUUGUUCCAGUGAAUGUACAGCACUUCCAUGGACUUUUGAAAGCAACACAGCCUUAAACCCAAUGCUUUUGCUUUAUGACAUGAGAAUGUUCUGUCAUCAACAGAGUGUAUUCUUGUACUAGGGUUCUUUCUAUCAUUCUUGAUUCGAUAGCCUUUCAAACCUGUGAAAAUGAAGGUUUUUGCUUCCCUUUUUCUCCCCUCCUUGGAUUUUGGACAUUGCAUCUUUAUAAGUCGGUUUCAUACAUUUUCGUGUACAGAGCGCUAAGCCUCACGCUCUCUGACAUUUAUACUGACACGUUCUCAUCCCUUUGUUCUUUUAUGAAUCCCAAUGCUGACUGCCUAUUUAAGAAAUGAAUGAAUGCUGUGCAUCAAAGUGUUUGUACAUUCGUAGCUACAUACAUAUCACGGUAUUUUGGAUGCUUUAGUCUGUAAUGAAACUUUAAUUCUGUCUUGAAACAUAGGAGAAACAAGAUUCAUGUGUAUCUCUUUACCAUGCACAAGUCUAAAAUCACUAUAAUAAAGUUUGUUUUCUCCA